Molecule: messenger RNA, 4104 nt
Organism: Coccomyxa subellipsoidea C-169
Lineage: Eukaryota; Viridiplantae; Chlorophyta; Trebouxiophyceae; Coccomyxaceae
Exons: 26
Coding region: 1-4104 (1367 amino acids)
Molecular function (GO): protein binding
Source: RefSeq, a predicted model, not a curated record
AUGUUCUACAACCUGUUACAAUUUACUGGCACAGGAGCUCCCAAGAUCAAAGAUGCAGCAGCAGCAGGGAAGUCAGAUGAUCCAGUGUGGCGGAAUGCGCCCAUGCCUCGCAGACGCACUACCUUGAACGGGACAAAUCUGACACCGCAGCUUAAUGCAUACAUUAAGGGUAAAGUACCAAAGGGAGAGCCCAGUUCUUAUCUGGAAUUGGUCCGCUCCUUGGGGGAGCUGCGCACCACCGGUGAGAAGGGGCACAAGCUGCUGCUGGCAACAGUUCUACCGAGGCUGGCGCAGUUUGAGGUGCUCCCAGCCCAGAUGCUGGUCCCGCAGCUGCUGCAACUAAUGGGCACAGGAGAUGAUAGGCAAGCCCUGCGCUUCCUCACGCACGUUAGAUUCACUCUCCCGAGCCAAAAGGACAGCCAUCAACUGUCAGGUUGCUUUGAGUAUGGCGCGCAGGAAUUUGCAUGCCCACCUCAUAACGGAGCUGCAGAGAUACCAAAGGAAGUGGCUGCCAAGUCAUGGCAGAAUGUGCUGGCACCUGAUGGAGACUCGCGCUUCAUUGACCUUGAGAUGCGCACCCUAGCCGCAGCAGCAAGGGGAACUGAUGGCAGGCACGACAAACAGCUGGCUCAGGCUGUGAGGGCUCUGCUGGAGAGAGCUGCCUCGAGCCCCUCACAGCUCCCAUCAGCCAAGCGCACUGGCCGCAGAUCCUCACAGGGAGAGAAGUGGGAUGUGCAAUGGAGCGCACUGUCUGCUGCACGCAAGGCGCUGCGUGAUGCUUCAACGCGGGGAAUGGACGGCAUUCUGAGCCAGGAGCCGGUUGUAGCGCGGCAUGCUCUGGCCCUGCUGGUGGGCCUGGCCAGACACAACGCCACACAGCUGCUAGAGCAGCACAAGGAGCUGGCCAGCCUGGUGAAUGGUGCCGCAGUCUCCUACGAGUCUUCGGGUCUGGUCGUGGGGAGCGACAGCAAGAAGACCUCCCCGAGCAAGCUGCAGGCGCUGGGGCCGUCCAUUAACAUCAUGGACAAGUGGGCGCGAGUGUACCUGGCGCGCCUCUGUGCAGCGCUGCUCUACGCUGACUGGUCCUCAGCCGCUGAAUUCGCCAAGGGGCUGGGGGCGCCCUUCUGGAGAAUGCUCACGCUCCUGGCAACCAGGGACAAGGAGGAGUUGGUGGUGCUGGAGGCGAUCAGGUCACUGUUUGGGUCUUUGCCGGCUGCAGCUGGCCCUCUCUUCUCUGCAUCAGCGGCAAGCGAAGACCUGAAGGAUGCCAAGAUGCGCGUCCGCGCAUGGGCGCUCAUGUUGUCCCAGGCCAAGCAGCCAGCCGUUCACAUCCCGGGUCUGCAGCCUGAGGCCAGCGCCACCUUGAUGGGGUCAGUGGGAGGGGCAAUAAGCACUGCGUUGGAGAGUGGGUCUGCUCCUUCAGUGUGCGCAGCAAGCCGCACAGCAGAAGCAAUGACUGAGGCUCGGGCGCGAGCCGGUCCUGGGACUUCAGAGGCCGAGCGCGUCUGCUCAACCGUCACAGAUGCACUGGGAAAGGUGCUGCAAAGCGGCGCCAGUCCUGCAGAGCGCUGCGCUGCCCUUCAAGCGCUCAUCUGGGCUCAGACGGCUGAGACGCUGCCCGGCAAGAUUGUGCGCCACGUAAGUGCAGAGGAUGGAGGCUUAGCAGAUCGUUGGCCUGCCGAUCUCAUUCAGUCACUGUUUCAGACGUUGCAGAAGGUGCUGCGUGCUGUCCCGCCAGCCGCACCCGCCUUGCUGAGCAGUGCUGCUGCUCUUGCCGCCGCUGCCCCUUCCGCUGUCAAGGCGGAGAUGCUUUUUGCCAUGUGGAGCGCAGCGAUGACGCAGGGUGAAGCUGUCAGGAUUGCUGCCUUCUCAUCAGCCCUGCAAAUCGUCUCCUCUCCCCAGGGACCUGCAUCUGCGCGGCCCCCUACAGGCGCAGCCGCAGACUCUGUAAGCAAGGCAGCAGCAGACGAUGCGGCGUGGACUGAGCUGCAGAAAGGGGCGGCAUGGUGGCUGGGUGAAUUUUCCAAUGCAGCAGCCGGCGAGGUGGCUGGGAGCCUGGCCAGGGAGGAGGACAAUGGGCUCCUGGACGAUGAGGAAGCCGCUCGCAUCAGCCAUGCUGAGGUCCUGGCAAUGAAGGCCCUGCGAAAUGCUCCUAUCGCUGCUGCCAUUUCACACCUGCAGCACGCCGCAGCAACGCUGCCUUGGAGUGUGCGCGUUGCCGCGGUGCAGGGCCUUGCAAAGGUGGCAGUGCGAUCAGAGGAGCCUUACCGGUUGCAGUGCUACACCUUCCUCGCAGCAGUCUCGCGCUCGGACUACCUCGGGCUGGCGUCCCACGUGCAGCCUGUGCUGCCGAUCUUGGACGCGCUGUACUCAACUCGCGCAGUGCUGGAGAAGCUGGCCCUGCAGCACGGCGAGCAGCCAGGCAAGUGGCCGCCGGCCGUUGUGAAGCAGCUGCGGCAGCGGCACAACCAGCUCACAGCGCGCAUCGAGCGCCACAUCUGCAGCCUGGCCAACGCUGGCUACUACCCUAUUGGUCCACGCAGCAAGGAGCUGCUUACCUCUGGGGUGGAGGGGCUGGCGCCUGGGGAGAGGCUGCCCAGCGAGGCGGCCAGGGCGCCCGAUGCGCUGUCCGCGCUGGCGACACGCGACAGUGGCCGGCCGCAGUUUGACGACCGCGUGCCCGCCGAACUGGACAGCGACGAGGAGAGCCCCAGCGAAACGCCGCGCGAACCCGAGUCCGUGCCAAUGACGCCGAUUCUGAAUGGCUCUGAUCCGCUGACGGAGCUGACGCGCAACUUAGAUGACCGCUUGCGAGCCGAUGCCUACAGACAGAGGGGACCUUCCCCGUGGCACACCACGUUUGAUGCGGAGCCAUCCUAUGAGGAGGAGGAGGACGUUGCAAGCACACGAUACCACUAUGAGGCAGAGCAGCCUGCCUUUGGCUUCACAGAGAGGGAUGUGGAUGUGCCCACAGGCCGCCACUCACGCAACUCCAGUGCAGACAAGGUGCACUAUGUCAAUGGGAGGGGCAUUGUGCAGCACACCUUUGAUGCUGAAGUGCCCGAGGAGCUCUCAGUCUAUCCUGGCGAGGAGGUGGAGGUGGUUGCUGAGGUGGACGGGUGGCUCCACUGCGUGGCCACCAACGGCUCCAAGGGGCUUGUGCCAGCCUCUUAUGUCAUGCUGCUCAAUGCAGACCAGCAGUCCCAGCCAUUCCGCACCACCUCCCCCACGUUUGAGAUGGAGCAGCCGUUGUUUGACCCUCUGGCGGAGCCGGACAUGCUGGCAGCGCUGACGCAGGCGGCGCCCCCGCUCAACAGCUGGAUGUCAUUUGACGAGCCUGACUCGUCCCCCUUCCGCCAGCCCUCCGAGGCCUCCACCGCCUUCGACCGCAGCUCCCGCUCUCUCAACACCUCCCAGGCUGGUGACGAGCGCUGGACGGAUGCGCAUUUUGAGACCGACUUUGGGUCGGGGCCGGCUGAGAGCGCGGCAGACGCCACCACCUCCGGCCCGGCCAGACAGGGGCCUCCUGUGCCCAGCCUGUCACUGCAGGAGAUCGAUGCAGCCAUCGAUAGAGAGAUGGACGACCUGAAGGCAUCGCAGUCAGAAGCAGAUGAGAAAGGAGGGCAGAGGGCAGUAGCAGAAACGAGGGCAGCUGCAGGGCCAGACACUGGCAGGUCACCACGGCCUUCUGGGGAGGGCAGCAGACCGGGCCCCAUCAGCACCCCUCGCCGGCAGUCCUUCUCAAACCCGCCGCUGACCAAGACAGCCUCUGCACGAUCAGCCGCCAGCUCCACAGGCGCACCACUGACGCCCGGCCGGCACUCGCGUGCGGGCAGCAUGGCGGAUGCUGGCAGCAGCCCACGCGUGACGCCGCGCCACUCGCGCACCAGCAGCAUCGAGGCCCUAGCCAAUGCUGCGUCCUUCGUGCAGCCCUACAAGGCCUCCAUCAUCUACGGCUUUGAGGCAGAGGCAGAGGAUGAGCUGAGUGUGGUGCCUGGAGAUGAGGUGACGGUGCACGUGGAGAUAGAGGGCUGGGUGCAGGUCACCAGGGCCAGGGAUGGCCAGAAAGGCCUCGUGCCGGCCUCCUACUUGAGCACUUUGUGA